This is a messenger RNA of Purpureocillium lilacinum, 831 nucleotides long. RefSeq lists its product as uncharacterized. The record is from RefSeq and is a predicted model, not a curated record. Lineage: Eukaryota; Fungi; Ascomycota; Sordariomycetes; Hypocreales; Ophiocordycipitaceae.
AUGAAGUCCAUCAUUGUCGCUCUCACCACCCUGGCCACGGUGGCCUUGGCCCAGGACACGGCUGGCCUUGAGCAGUGCGCGCAAACCUGCGCCAACAACAUGCUGUCUGCCAAGAAGGCAGAGGAGCUGGAGUGCAAGGAGGGUGAUUUGAAGUGCCUUUGCGCCAACGUCAACUUCACCUACGGCCUCCGCGACUGCACCAACUCUGUCUGCGGUGGCAAGUUCGCGGAUCAGAUCAUCGAAUACGGCAAGAAAAUCUGCGCCGGUGCCGGAGUCGUCAUCACCACUGGUGGCGGCAACAGUGGCAGCGCCACCAACACUGCGACCGACGGUGGUGCUACCAAGACUGGAGGCGGUGGCAGCAGCGGAGACGCCAAGGUCUCCACCAUCUUCAGCACUGUCACGGGCACCGACGGCAAGGUCGAGACGACUCCCGUUGCCACGACCACUAUUGGCGGCGGCGAGGCGUCCGGCACUACUGGCAAUGGAGGCGUCGUUGUCACUACCGAAACCUCUGCCGGAUCUCAGAUCAUCCGCACGCUCACCACCAUGACCAGCGGCCAGUCUGGCACCGCCUCCGGCUCUGGCACCGAGACGGGCACGGCUAGCGCUUCUGAGACGACCGGCGAGAGCAGCACCGGUUCUGAGACUGGUGGCGCCUCUACCACCAGCGGCGAGGCUUCGGGCACUACUGGAGGCAACGGCGGCGCUUCGCAGACAUCGGCCACCCGUUCGGGCACCUCGUCUAGCACUGGCUUUGCUGCUCCCCAGAAGACGGCCGCUCCUGCUGGCAUCCUGGCCGCCGCUGGCCUCGCUGCUCUCUUCCUGUAA